This is a messenger RNA of Gasterosteus aculeatus aculeatus (three-spined stickleback), 4412 nucleotides long. The record is from RefSeq and is a predicted model, not a curated record. NCBI's taxonomy places the organism in Eukaryota, Metazoa, Chordata, Actinopteri, Perciformes, Gasterosteidae.
UUUCAAAAUUGAAAAUUUAAACUUUUUAUUUAUUUAUUGUAAAUGACCUCUUGCGGCCCACCAGGGCCCGCAGCCCACACUUUGGGAAUCGCUGCCCUAGUUAAUCAGUGAUCGGGUCCAAACAUUGACAUCUUUGCUUCCUCUGUCUCGGAAGCCUCCUAUCGGCACAGGAAAAAACUCCCCCCAGAAACCCCUCCUACGGGGAGAGAAACGGGGAGGGACAGUGGUGGAUGUCUUGUGUACAGACCUAACCAUGUAAGAAGUUACAAUAGGUUCAAUGCCUAUGACAGAAAUAGUUUAAAUAUUGAGAGUAGCAAGAUACCUUCUGGGGGGAGUUUCUCCUGUGUCCAUGUGAGAUUUUUGGGGCAGAGGACGUUUUAUGUGUCUGUAAACGUACACAACACACACGACUACGUGGGGACCGGUUUGGGUCUCUGCUGCGCUGCUACAAGCGCUGCGACAUAUGCACAUAAUGGGAAUUCCCCCCUGUUAUAAGGGGAGGGGAAACACUGAACAGACUGGUGAUGGUGGAGUAGAACAGGACCAGUAGCUCCUGAGAGAAGUUCAACUUCCCGAGCUGUCGCAAAGCGCAAAUCAUCGUCCGUGAUUUAGGAUGGCGUCAUGCUAAAGCACGGUAUUAAUAGCGUUGUUUCCUCUAUUUAUGCAAUGUUGUGCAAACCGAAACGUUUUAAAACAUGAAUUUUUCUUUUACUUUUAUAUUUUAUUUAUAUUUUUAUGAAAAUAUAUUUUCUAUAUCUACACAUUUUAUUUUCUAAAAAAUAUGAAACUUCCUAGGUGUUUUUAAUUUGACACCAAAUUUAUUUCCGAUUAUUCUAACGGGAGGCACAGUUAAUUUCUUUUUCGAAGUUUGAAGUUGCAACGUUUGACGCUGCAGCUUGAAGCUUGAAGCUUGAAGUGUUUUGUAUUCAUAUUUACAGUAUACUUACCGUUAAUACACACUCACCGGCCACGUUAUGAGGUCCACCGUGCUCGUAGAAGGUUGGACCCCAUUUUGCCUUCAGACCUGCCUUAAUUCUUUGUGGAAAACUUUCAACACCAGGUGUUGGAAACAUUUCUCACUCCCCCCGUAGGCCUCUUCAGCCCAACAGAUUUGAGUUUUUUGUAUGUGCAGUAUGUUUCAUCCUGCCUACACAUGUCCUCAGAGCGGCUGAUGUAUGAUGUCAUCCAGGUGAGCAGCAGCAGCUUGAAAACACUCCCAUCAGUGCAGUCAAAGUAGGACUGUAGUUCCAGCUUUGCCUCGAUGGUCCAUCUCUUCACAGUCUUGACCACAGGCUUUUCAAACAAACCAUUGUUAUGUAGAAAGUUAUCAAACUGGUUUGUGACUGUUUUCUCAAGGACCUUAGAGAGGAAGGGAAGAUCAGAGACGGGUCUGUAGUUAGCCGGCACCUCUGAAGCAAGAAGAGGUUUAAUUACAGCUACGUUGAAGGACUGUCAACAGAGACAGAUUCAUAAUAUCCAGUAGACGUGCUAACUAAAGGAAAAACUUCCUUAAGCAACUUAGACGGAAUCAGUUCCAAGAGACAAGUAGAACAUUUAGACUACAGCAGUCAGUGUAUCAAGGUUGAUGGGAGAGGAACCAUCAAGCAGGUCAUUAAAAAUGGUGAUACAGUGGUAAAUUAUAAUUUGAGAACUGAUUUGUGGUUGUAACAUGCAUUGUGAAUACUCUCAGCCCCACUGUAGCACCUUCUCCAUAAAUAGUACAAUGACUGCUUUGGGAGGCAGCAAGCAGAUCUCCCCUCCUGUACAACAUCAUCAUAAUCAAGUCCCACUGUGGAAUCCCCCUCCUAUGGAUCAUCAACCUCCUGACAGCAGUGAGGAGGCUGGUGAGGAAUUCCUGAGGUGCAUUGCAGCCAAUAAGCCUCUUCCAGACUAUCUCAAAGGAAACAUGGCAGACAACCUGGCUGAGGCCUUUAACUCCACAAAUGUCCUGAAAGACAUCCUCAAAUCAAACCCUGAGUUCCAGAAGCAUGCGGCCAGGAGCCGUAGUCGAAGCCGUGGGAAGUCUCGUGUGAAGAGUCCUGCACGAAGCAACAGCCGAGCACGAAGCAGAGUAAGGAACAAAAGCCGUGAGCGGGCCAAGAGCCGGGCCAGGAGCAGAAGCAGGAGCCGGGCCAGGAGCAGAAGCAGGAGCCGGGCCAGAAGCAGGAUCCGGGCCAGAAGCAAAAGCAGACCCAGAGGCAGGGCCAGAAGCAAGAGCCGGCCCAGAAGCAAAAGCAGGCCCAGAGGCAGGGUCAGAAGCAGAAGCAGGGCCAGAAGCAAGAGCAGGCCUCGCAGUAGGAGUCUGAGCCAGAGCCGAAGCAAGAAUAUGAGUCGAGCGCGGAGCAAGAGCCGGGCCCGAAGGUCCAGGUCACAGAGUAGCAGCAGUGAAAAAAGUCCUGGCAAAGACUCCCAGAGAAAGGGUUUUAGCGGCAAUACCAGUCUGACAAGGAAAAGCCUGUUGGAAGGACUGAAGCUGGUCAUGAAAAGCAAAGAGCUGGAAGAGCGGUUGCCAACCCUCAAAGAUGCCAUCCUCACUAUUCAGGCCUCAGAUAAAAGCAAAAAAGUGGAUUGUGUGCCUAACGAGCAGAGACAUCGGCCGUGCAACAGUAAUGAGAACUCAACAUCGUUGGAAAAUGACAGUAUGGUCCUUCCCCAUGACCGAGUAGGCAGUGACUUUUCUUGGCUCCAGGUGCAGAGUCAGGAGGACUCUGCAGUCCUGAAAGCAGAUGUGCUUGAGGAUGAAGAGUCAUUUUUGUAUGGGAAUGAAGACACAAGAGGAAAAGAGGCCAAAAAAUCCUCCACCACACUCUUUACACCAUUUCCCCAGAUCGGAGAGCUUGCCAAACCACGGGCGAUGGCUCAUUCAGGCAGUCAACAUCAUCAGUCCAGAUUCAGCACUUUUGGGGGUCCGCUUGAUCUGAAGCAGCCUCAAAUGACUUCCCCUAGUGUAGCCUCUGCCAAUCUGGACAGCAUUGAGUAUGAGAAGAUCAGGAACAUAUUAGAAAGUCUGGGCAAAGCAGACGUCAGCGAGAUCAUGGAUAAGAUGCAGGGGCUUAAGGAAGGGAAGCAACCGUCUCCUGCACGUCCUGCUGCAGCCUUGGCAUUGCCAGCACUGAGUCACCCCAAUGUGCGUCACGCUCUGGAGUCCUUACAGUCAUUGAUCAAAGUUACCAAAGAAAGGCGUGAAAAACGUGAUGCCAGUGUCACAUCUCAGACAUUCUCUGAUAGAUACAAGGCAGGAGACAAUGAGGAAACAAGAAACAAAAAACAAGCCAGAAUAAGACAAAUGGAAUCUUUGAUGAAAGAACUGGAAGGACUGUUGAAACAGGAUGGGUUGAGUUUUCUGAGUCCAGUAAUUGGGUUUUACUGCCAGAAAUGUGAAGAGUUCAUUGGAGAUCUGAAUAGUGCUGAAAACCACGCAGCCAUCCACUGCCAUAGUAACUCCAGCAGGAAACUGCCAAAGGACAAGCCCGCUGAAGACAUCAAGGGAACCUCUCGCCAUUUUAGCAACAGCACUGAGCACCCACACCCAUCAGACAGGAUGGCAUAUCACAUGGACCCCAGCUGGAGAGACGAAAGAGAUCAAAAAAGCGAGCGCCACAAAGACAGCAGAAGCCAAGGGGCGGGGCAGAACAGCGGCUCCUUGAAAGAGGAGAUGAGGACGGAGAGGAUGCUCAUAACGGUGUCCCGGGGACUGACUCCUCCUCCAGACGCCAGGGUCAAGGAGCAGAUGAACAAUGGGCCGAGCAAAGUCAGUGUGGAGGACAAGGCUGGCCAGGGAAAACCACCCAACGACAAAAGAGAUGAAGAUGAAAGCAGUGAUAUUAGAGGUGACGACAGAGGAAAAAAGCACAUAGGAAAAUCACCGAAAAAGAAGAAGGAAAAAAAGAAGAAGAAGAAGAAGAAGUCCUAAUAGUGAGAUUCAUGUCAUAUCCACGGCCUGAUGGGAUGUUGGCAUCUUGUGGCUCCCCAAGUAUUUCUAAACAACUUGUUAAACUUAGUUGAUUAUUUUUUAUUGAUGUGGUCAUCUUUGUGUAUUUGUUGCAGAAAUGGGUCCGACCUCUGGUUAGCAGCAUGUAACGUGCAGCUCUUCAUAGCGCUGCCUCCAGUGAUUGUGCCGGCUAAAGCCAAAUGUGAGCGACCUCUACUGGAUUGGAUGAAUCUGUUUUUUUUUUUUUAACAUUACCAAUUGAUAUGUAAAUGUGUGGUCCUCUAUAACUCAUGUCCUGGUUUCAUGUUCUAAAUCAAUGGUUAGAAUUGUUUUUGUAUUAAAUCCGCUCUCCAUACCAUUGCUACUGUGUGACUCUUUUCCAACAACAUUAAAGGAUUAGAAACGUGAUCUCUGUAUUUUGCAUCUAUUUCCAUUUUCUUACUUGUCUGCAUUUUCAUCUGAAAUAUAAAAUGACACACAA